UAGACUCUGGUAAAUUUUCAGUCCUCCGUGCAAGUGGAAGCUACUUUAAUUUUGAUCAGUGCCUUUCAGUGGUUUGAAGUGUUAAAAAUUUUUUCGUACAGUUGUUCGAAUGAAAUACAGAAGUCGAUCUAAUCGACAAAUCAUUCAAAUCCAGUUUAGAAGUUUCUUGAGGUGAAGACUGAAGACAGUUUAUAACGAAAUAAAGUUAAGGUUGUGCCAAAUAGUAUUAAACGCUAAUUUAUUAUAAGAAGAAUAUUUAUUAUAAUUUAUUUGGAAGACAAAAAUGAAGUUCAACGGUAGUCUUUAUUCUCGAUUAAAACUAGCGAUAUUUCUCGUCUUGGUGAUUUCCCAUUUAAGUGAAGGAACAAACAAUGAUACAAAACAAGAAACUCAAUGUGAAGAAAACGGAAAACCCAAAAACACAUUUUCCUGGCCCGACUAUUUAGUCCUCGGCACAAUGCUGCUCGUUUCCUGCGGAAUCGGCGUUUUUUACGGUUUCAUCGGCGAAAAACACUCCUCCAGUGACGACUUCCUGCUGGGUGGAAGCUCAAUGGGCACCUUCCCCAUGGCCAUGUCGCUGGCAGCGAGUUUUAUCACAGCCAUCGAACUGCUAGGAAAUCCUGCAGAAAUGUACAACUACGGGACCCAGUUUUUGAUGAUUUGCUGCGCUUUUAUCCUGGUGGUGCCACUAACGGCCCGCUUUUACCUCCCUUUGUUUAUGGAACUGCGGCUUACUAGCAGUUAUGAAUAUUUUUCGCUACGGUUUAACCCUUCGGUUAGGUAUUUUGCGAGCGGACUUUAUAUCCUGCAAAUGGUUUUGUAUAUGAGUGUUGCGGUCUAUGCUCCGGCUUUGGCUCUAAGUCAUGUAACCGGUUUGAACGUGUACGUGGCGGUAAGUGUAGUUUACAUCGUUUGCAUAUUUUACGCGUCUCAGGGAGGAAUGAAAGCUGUUAUUAUCGCUGAUACGUUCCAAGCCGGUGUUUUGAUCGGUUCCAUUCUACUCAUCUUGUAUUUGGGCGAGAAAUUCGUUGGAGGAACCGGAGUUAUUUGGUCGCAUAAUUACAACACCGGACGAUUAGAAAUAUUCAAUCUGAAUCCUGAUCCCACAAUACGGCACAGCUUUUGGUCAGUGGUUAUUGGCGGAACUUUCUACUGGAUGACGAUGUUUUGUUCAAAUCAAGCCUCGAUUCAGAAAUAUUUAUCAGUGGAAAACAUCAACCAAGUUAAAACGGCCUUGUGGACGUCAUGCUUCGGCCUUAUUUUAAUAUACGUUAUAAAUUUCUACACGGGGAUGAUCAUGGUGGCACAUUACCAAAACUGCGACCCGAUCAAAUCGGGCGAAAUUUCUGCAACCGACCAGAUUUUGCCACUUUACGUCAUGUCAGAAAUGGGGCAUUUCAAAGGCGUUGCAGGAUUUUUCGUUGCGGGGAUUUUUGCAGCCAGUUUAGGCACCGUGGCUUCGGCCCUCAACAGCCUGGCAGCCGUCACGAUCCAGGAUUUCGUCUGCGGUGCUUUUAAGAUCGUCCUGCACGAAACCAAGGGCGCCUUUUGGGCCAAAUCAAUUUCUGCAAUGUACGGGGCAAUUAGUUUUGUCUUGGUUUUUGUGGUGGCCCAGUUGGGGAGCAUUAUGCAGGUUGCGAUUAGUUUCAACGGAAUGGUCGGGGGUGUGACCCUCGGGUUGUUCUCCCUGGGGAUGUUUUUCCCGUGGGCAAGCUCCAAGGGCGCACUUUUGGGGAGUAUGAUCGCUGUGUGUGUGAUCAGUGUGAUGUGUGUUGGGCAACAAAUUGCCAUCGCCAAUGGGGAUUUGGUGGAGGAAUCCAAACCCACCACUGUUGAUAACUGUACCUGUUUUAACGCAAGUCUUUCGCACGAAAACCUCGAUGGAAAAGUGGCCUCAAGUUCGGUUUUUUUCCUGUUUCGAAUAUCGUACAUUUGGUAUUCGGCUUUGGGUUUUGCGAUGACGGUCUUGAUCGGCUUGGUGUCAUCGCUUCUGGUUGGGUGUAGUGAUCCGCAUGAAACUGACUGGAAUUUGGUUUCGCCGCCUAUUAAAAACCUUUUAUUUUCCCUCUCCAAUAAAACUAAAGAAAGGUUGAAUCUUCCAUUAAAAAUCAACAGCAAGAAGACGCAAAAAAAUACCUUUGUUGGCGUUUUUAACAUGGCUUUGGACAUUAACGAUGAAACGAAACCGAAAGACAGUGAAAAGAGGAGCGAAAAGGUGCGAAAAAUUUCAGCACCUUCGAGUUUUCUAGUGACAUCUUAGCACCUUAUCUCCAAACUCGCUAGUAUUACGUUUGUAACAUAAGUUCAAAUAAGAGUAUUAUUUUUAAUAACACACUGUUGACAGUAUUUUUGUGUGUAAAUAGUUAAAAUAAGUUGAUUCUGUUGGACAAUAAUUUAUACAUACAUAUCUAGCUUAUUUUUAGUGUACUUACUGAAAAGUUUUGUUCAAUUGUAUGAAUAAAGCCUUGAA
Messenger RNA from Tribolium castaneum (red flour beetle), 2470 nucleotides. RefSeq names its product sodium-coupled monocarboxylate transporter 1. Gene Ontology annotation, molecular function: symporter activity. The transcript is spliced from 9 exons. Lineage: Eukaryota; Metazoa; Arthropoda; Insecta; Coleoptera; Tenebrionidae. The record is from RefSeq and is a predicted model, not a curated record. Gene Ontology annotation, biological process: sodium ion transport; transmembrane transport. Gene Ontology annotation, cellular component: membrane. The coding region runs from base 284 to 2260 and encodes 658 amino acids.